UGAAGUCUGCUGCACCACUUCCUCGUACACGUGCACUUGCUGCCUCUGUGUGUGAGACGAGCGCCUGGAGCCGAUCGCCGCCGCUCAGAGGCUCAGACUGCACAUCCGGGCAGAUCCGGGACCUGAGGGUCCUGCAGCCGAGGAGGACAUGGAGCAGCAGUCUGCAGACACACGCAGGAGCUUCAGCUUCUCCUCGCUGAGAGUCAAAAAGAGACACAACAGUGAAGAGGAGGGGGGCUUUUUCCGCAGGAGGGGGCUGCGCUCGUUUUCAUCUGCGAGGGAGUCCACCAGGACAGAAUCCCCCCCAGAGGAAGAUGUUGCUCCACACCGGAAUCCCUCUGGAGGCCUGCGGACGGAGUCAGGUGCCAGCCCGGUGUCAAACGAACACGACGAUGGACCGCAGGGGGCCCUCAAGCGGAUCAGCACCAUGUGGUCGUCCUUCCGCAGGGGCAGACGAGAGCGAGGCAAAGUCGAGGAGCCAGAGCUCACAGAACCGGCAGGCCCGACCGCUGCAGACAGCGCCUCCCAGCAGCACCGGUACGCCAGCGGACAGUACUUCUUUGAGUAUUUGGUGGUGGUCAGCCUCAAGAAGACCAAGGACGGCAACAGCUACGAGCCUCAGAUCACCUACCAGUUCCCGAAGAGAGACGGGAUGGUGAGGAAGCAGAAGGAGGAAGAGGAGAAGACGUUAAAGGCCAUCACACUCUUCUGUUUCCCAGAGGGCAUCAGCUGGGCUCCUUUGACAGAAUACUGCAGUGAGACCUUCUCCUUCGUUCUGACGGAGAUCGACGGCAGCCGGAGGAACGGCUACUGCAGGAGACUGCUGCCAGGAGGUAAAGGAGCUCGCCCCCCGGAGGCGUACUGCAUCAUCAGCACUCUGGCCUGUUUCGGCCUCUUCUCAAAGAUUUUUGAUGAGGUGGAGAAGCGGCGGCAGAUCUCCAUGGCCAUGAUCUACCCGUUCAUGCAGAAACUGAGAGAGGCGUCAUUCCCAGCUCCAGGACACACGGUGGAGAUCAAGAGCUUCAUCCCAGAGUCGGGAACGGAGAUCAUCCGGCUGACACGCCCCCUGGACUCGUGGCUGGAGCACGUAGACUUCCUCACACUCUUCCGUUGCCUGACAGACGAGGAGGUGCUGUUGGUGUUCGCUGCUGCCGUUCUGGAGAGACGCAUCGUUUUUAUUGCCAAUGAGCUCAGCACACUGUCUCAGGUCAUCCAUGCCGUGGCGGCGCUCCUCUACCCCUUCACCUGGCAGCACACCUUCAUCUCUAUAGUUCCAGAAAUCCUCAUUGACGUGGUGAUGGCGCCGACGCCUUACCUGCUGGGGGUACAGAAGCACCUGCUGGACCUGGUCACCGACCAGAGCGAUCUGCUGGUGGUAGACGUGUCCCAGAACAAGCAGGAGACCUUCCUCGUGUCUAUCGGAGACGAGGACGCCAUCCUGCCCCCCAAGCUGAAGGCGGAACUCCUGGGGGCGCUGAGUGGCCGGCAGAAAGCCUUGGGGGUGGAGGGGCUAAACAGGGUGGUGUCGGAGGCCUUCCUGCACUUCUUCGUGAGGACCGUCGGUCACUACGCCUCCUUCAUCAAGUAUGGAGCCUCCGGGCAGCACGGCGUCUUUGACAAGAGGGCCUUCUACAAAGCCAUCGACUCCAAGACCACUCGACACUUUGUAAAGAAGUUCAUCCAAACGCAGAUGUUCGACCUUUUCAUUCAGGAGGCGGAGCAGCAACAGCCUGGACCACAGCAGGGUAUAUUUCACAAUAAGAUCCGGGAAUUUCAAGACAGAAAGAAAAAGGAAAAAACAAAGAAACACUAGUGUGUUUGUGUGUGUGAGUACGAAGUCGUGAGUGUCGUCAGUGUGGGUCCCUCUUGAAUACAUGUGUACGGUUGUUCCUAUUGGUUGUGCAGCUGCUGCUAAGACGGAAACUGUCUCCUGCAGACGUGGACUCCAUUGUGCCACAGAGACUGGUGACAAAUAUGAAAAUGUGUUUUUUAGAAGCCGACCCUUCAAGAAGGAAGUGAGCCACUGUGAAAGGACCCAUUUGCUUCUAUUUGCUUCCUUCUUCUCCUCAGUGUACGGUUCUGUUAACCUUCAGUGUUAGGACCCCCCCCUCAAGGACCCCCACCACACACACACACAGACUGUCACGAGCUGCUGUCACUGUCAGAAUGACCACUAUAUGCUGAAACCUAAUGCUAGCAGACAAAACCGCAGGAAAAAUGUCUGUCAUUUGGACUGAUGUAUCAUCUUAAGAAAUAAAAAAAUGUUUUGUUUUUAUCUUUUUUGGAGGGUUACAAAUGCACAAAAAAUGACCACUAAUGACCAUUCUGUGAUGACAAAAACCUUCUCCAUGAUACUAGAGGAAACAGUCUUGAACUUGGAGAAAAGCCUGCAGCUCUGCGGACCGCAGACCGGUGCUGCAGAAUCGGCUCGGUUUUGGGGAACAAUGACACCCAGAUGAAAUCUCAUCAUUGUCUUGUAACCAGAGAACCUGCUGUGACACAUAAAGGUGUUGAAACUCUUCCUUCCUCAUGAAAUAUAAAGGCUUACUUUGUCAGUUAGGAUGGUAAAAAUUAAAGCAGUUUGAGCAGAAAGUGACAGAAUCAUAUCAUGAAACAUUUCAAUCAACUGGAGACUUGUACCCCGCCCUUACUGCUGUGGUAGCUAGGAUGCCCCCCACCCCAGAAUGUACAGGAUCAUGUGGGUGUAGAUAAUAGGUGGAUGGAAAUAAAGUUUAUAUUUUCUGCUUUUUA
Oryzias melastigma (Indian medaka) is the source of this 2751-nucleotide messenger RNA. RefSeq names its product DENN domain-containing protein 2D. Gene Ontology annotation, cellular component: nucleoplasm; cytosol. NCBI's taxonomy places the organism in Eukaryota, Metazoa, Chordata, Actinopteri, Beloniformes, Adrianichthyidae. The record is from RefSeq and is a predicted model, not a curated record. Bases 149 to 1813 code for a protein of 554 amino acids. The transcript has 16 exons.